UAAAAUGACUACCUCGUUAAGGAUGCGUUGGUGUGUGUACUGUUCCGGACUCCUCGUAGUGGAGAGGCUCCGUCAUACCCCAAAUUCGAUGAUAGUGAAUACUUUAGAAACUGUUUUUAAUUAAAGUAAAUAAAGGAAUGUCAAUAAAAAAAGGAUAUUUUUGUAAUUCUCACUCUUUUAACGGUCAAUUAAGAAUUAACGAUUGUGUUUUGGUUGAUAUAUAAAGUAUUUAAUGAUAGUAUAAAUCAACUAAAAAUUAUUCAAUUUUUUUGAGCAACAACCGAAGUUAAACCUCACAACGAGAAAUGAUAUGAAAUACAUAAAACUUAAUUCAACAAAGAAAUACAUAUACUUGCAAUCUAUAUUAAGGCACCGGUCGGUCACAAUUCUCACCUCGUUUUAAGUGAUAUAAUAUGAUCAUCUCCAAUAGAAAAAAAAUUUAUGAUGUUUAUUUUGAUCAUAAACAAUUUAUCAUUAACUCAUGCGUGGUUCAAAAUUAAACAUGAGAUCGUCAAAUAGAGAAAACAUUCUAUGAUCAAAAAUUUUCUCAAACCUCGUGAUUGUGGUGAGUUCAAACGUAAGAGCACUGUAGGAAUUGUGAACCCACCCAGAAGAGGCGAAAUGAAGUGUAUAUACUGCACAGCCCCGCCGUCAAACGGUAGCCGAUGCGCGACCACCAGUUCAGGCCGACACAUUACCGAAUGCACUUCCUGCGGCCGCGUGAUUGAAGAACGUCAAACUCAAACUCAUCAUUUGUUCCAUCUUCGAGCUCAAGAUUCUCCUCUUUUCCUCUCUACUUCCGACCUUCCCUUUUCCCCUCCUCAACCUCCUUCACCUGACCCUGAAGAUCCUUUCGAUCAUACCGGGUUUAUCACUGCCUUUUCAACUUGGUCUCUUCACCAUUCCCCUCUUUUUGCUGUUUCUUCUCUUUCUUUUGCCGGACACUUGGCUGAAUUGGAACGUGUUCUUGAGGGUACUUCUGUUAAUACUUCUUCUUCUUCUGGUGUGGUGGUUGAUAAUUUAAGGGCUUAUUUACAGAUUGUGGAUGUUGCUUCUAUAUUGGGUUUGGAUCAUGAUAUUUCUGAUCAUGCUUUUCAGUUGUUUAGGGAUUGUUCUUCUGCUACUUGUUUGAGGAAUCGUAGUGUUGAAGCUCUUGCUACUGCUUGUCUUGUUCAGGCUAUUCGUGAAGCUCAAGAACCUCGUACUCUUCAGGAGAUUUCAAUUGCUGCAAACCUUCCUCAGAAAGAGAUUGGAAAGUAUAUCAAGAUCCUUGGAGAAGCUUUACAACUUAGUCAACCAAUCAAUAGUAAUUCCAUAGCCGUACAUAUGCCUAGAUUUUGUAACCUUCUCCAGCUUAAUAAAUCUGCUCAGGAACUUGCAACUCACAUUGGAGAAGUUGUGAUGAACAAAUGCUUUUGCACACGUAGGAAUCCCAUAAGCAUAUCAGCUGCUGCUAUUUAUUUAGCCUGUCAAUUAGAAGAUAGACGGAAGACGCAGGCAGAGAUAUGUAAGGUAACAGGUCUCACUGAAGUCACUCUUAGGAAAGUGUACAAGGAGUUGCUAGAGAACUGGGAUGAUUUACUCCCAUCUAAUUAUACUCCUGUUGUCCCUCCUGAAAAAGCAUUUCCAACUACUACAAUAGCCUCAGGACGUUCGACAACCCCUAGAGGUGAAACUGCAGAUGCUGCGAUUUUGGAUCGAGAGAAACAUCCUGAGCUCAAGCCAAACAUGAAUCAGACCUUGGAGACAACCCAUCUGGAUAGAAUAAAGGGGGAGAUUGAUAGCACUUCCCCAACUACAAAUAAAGUGUCCUUUUCUUGGAAACCUGGGUUUCCUAGAAGUGGUGAGAUCAAUCAAGGAAUUAACUUUAAGUUCAAUUCGAGUAAACAAGAAGCAACAGAGCAUAAAAGCAUUGGUGGCUCGGUGAGGCCUAACCCUUUUGUUGCAGCUCAGGUUUUAGGUGCAACUUCUUCAGCACGAUCAUCCCUUUCAUCUAGCUCAUCUCCGAAUAUUCAUAAUUUAUCAGGACAUUACCAAAUGGCAGCAGGUUCAUCCGACCAUAAAGAAUCGAGCAAGCAUAAUCAAGGCAGAGGUUCUGAUGCUGCUGGGGGUAGCCGGUAGAUAAUUUCGUGCAGUGUUUUCUUGGCUACAACUAAUACUCCAACAAACGACUCCUUAAAAUGUUUCUUCAGAGUGUGUAAAUUUGCAAGUAGUGAUCAAAAGAGAAUUGUUGCAUCUUUUCCAUGUUAAACUGAAUUGUUCUUUUUGAGGAAGAAUGAAUAUGAUUUUUACUGUGGUUGAUGUAGCUGUAGAUCUUAUUGAGUCAAUGAGAUGAAAUAUUUUC
This is a messenger RNA of Amaranthus tricolor (Joseph's coat), 2344 nucleotides long. Its product is annotated as plant-specific TFIIB-related protein 1. The record is from RefSeq and is a predicted model, not a curated record. Lineage: Eukaryota; Viridiplantae; Streptophyta; Magnoliopsida; Caryophyllales; Amaranthaceae. Gene Ontology annotation, molecular function: TBP-class protein binding. The transcript has 3 exons. Gene Ontology annotation, biological process: transcription preinitiation complex assembly; DNA-templated transcription initiation. Gene Ontology annotation, cellular component: transcription preinitiation complex; nucleus. The coding region runs from base 532 to 2121 and encodes 529 amino acids.